GGUCGACAACGACAACGAGCUGUUUUACACGCUGCACUCGACGUUGGCGAUCCUUUCCGCCUUUCCUGACGAUAUAACGACCUGUAUAACUACUUUGUUGAAGUAUAUCUCAAAAUAAACAGCCGACAUGGCUCCUACUUCAAAACCCGAAACUCUCCUCAAGCAGGCUGAGGGUCUCAUUACCGUUGGCCAGAAGUUCACCGCUCUCCAGGCGCUGACAGAGAUGUUCAGCUCAAAACGAUUCCGUUCGACCCCGCUCGCCUUGCUCGAGCCCAUCAUGCUCCGCUUUGUGGAGCUCUGCGUUGAUCUACGCAAGGGGCGCAUUGCGAAGGAAGGACUAAUGCAGUACAAAAAUAUCGCGCAGAAUUCCAGCGUCGGUUCGAUCGAGAUCGUCAUUCAGAAAUUCAUCAGCUUGGCAGACGCGAAGGUGCAGGAGGCACAGGAUAUGGCGGACAAGGCGGUAGCGGAUGCGGUCGCUGAUGUGGACGAUUUAGAGGCCAUUGAGACACCAGAGAGUAUCUUGCUUGGAGCGGUCAGCGGGGAUCAGAGCAAAGACCGCACGGACAGGGCUUUAGUGACGCCCUGGCUCAAGUUCUUGUGGGAGAGCUAUAGAAUGGCACUGGAGACGUUGAAGAACAAUGCCCGUUUAGAGGGCAUUUAUCAGCAAGUAGCGCAACAAGCGUUCAAGUUCUGCUUGAAGCAUCAGCGCAAGGUCGAGUUUCGUCGCUUGUGUGAGACACUCCGGUUGCACUUGGGCAAUGUCGCAAAAUACGCGCACCAGGCCCAUUCGAUCAAUUUACAGGAUCCAGAGACGCUUCAACAUUAUCUUGAUACUCGGUUUGCGCAGCUCAACACAUCUGUAGAGCUCGAACUAUGGCAGGAGGCUUUCAGGUCGGUCGAGGACGUGCACAAUCUGUUGACGAUGGCGAAGAAAGCACCGCGACCGGGGAUGAUGGCGAACUACUAUGAGAAACUGACGAAAAUUUUCUUGAUGAGCGGAAAUGCCCUCUAUCAUGCCGCGGCCUGGGCAAAAUACUACUCUCUUGUGACGGCAAUAGGUGGGCGAUCUGAGGAUGAGAUGCAUCGGUUGGCAGGACAAGUAUUGGUGAGCGCACUCGCUGUGCCUGUCGGGCAAAAGGCGGAGGAAUUUGGCGCCGUGGAGGGUAAAGGCAAAACAGCUCGAUUGACCGCUCUUCUCGGUCUUUCGAAACCACCCAGUCGCGGCGGACUACUGAAGGAUGCGCUGUCUCGAAAUGUUCUCAAAUUAGCCCCUGAGACAAUUCGCUCGCUAUACACGAUUCUCGAGGUUACAUUUGACCCUCUGACUCUUUGCGGUGCCGUUGCGCCGCUCUUGGUCACGCUCUCCCAAGAUGCCGCUUACUCCCCGUAUCUCCCGUUGCUUCAGCGUGCUCUUCUCUCCCGCCUUCUCUCUCAGCUCGCACAAGUCUACUCUUCGAUCGAGAUUGCCAAACUCCUCGCGCUACUCCAGCCCCUGCGCGAUGCUGCCACAGAUGGUGCCGGCGACGCCACGGUUUACCAGGAGGAACGAGUCGAGGCCUACAUCAUGGGAUGCGCGCGGGUUGGCGAGCUGAAUGUCCGCAUUGAUCACGCUGCAGGCAGCCUUGAAUUUGUCGAUGACGCCUUUGCCUACGAAGAUGCGCCCUCGACGUCGGCUGCGCACGAGAAAGCCAUUCAAGCGUCUGCAUCCACGCUCGUGCGAACACGUUUGAGUACCAUUGCUACUAGUCUUCACAACUCCCUCGCCAUUCUGGACCCGGCUCUACAGCUCACGCCUGAGGAGCAGCAGGAGCGUGUGCAGGCUCUGGUCGCUGCAGCCCAGACCGAGCGAAAGGCUCUACAGCUCCGCCGCGCGCUCGUUGCGAGACGACGAGAGCUUCUAUCUGAGCUCUCGGUCCGUAAGGAGAAGGAAGAGGCAAGUAGGCGCGCUGAGAUCAGCCGGAGGGAGCGUGAGGAGGAGGGUAGAAGGGCACUGGAGGAGGUCAGGCGAAGAGAACAGGAGAAGGCAAAGAGGGAAAUCGAGAACAUCCGGAUGGAGGAGGCAAUGAAGUUGGCUCAGAGUCUCAAGGAGAGGGGCAAUCUCAAGGUCGACAUCGAGGAUGUCACGAACCUCAACACGGACAAUCUCAUGCGUCUUCAAGUCGAACAGUGGGAGAAGGAGAAGAAGGACCGCGAGGAACGUCUUCGAAUUAUCGCCAAGCGUCUCGACCAUCUCGAGCGCGCUUACCGCAAAGAAGAACGUCCUCUCCUCGCCAAGGAUUAUGAGGUCCAGCAGGAGAACGAUCGUGCUACCUUCGACGCUGUACAAACCGCUCGCCUCGAAAACUCCAAGGUUGCCCACCAACAAGACUUGGCCACGAAGAAACGUCUCUCGCGUAUGCUGGACGAGUUCAACGCCCGAAAGGACCUGAUCCUUCAGAAGAGGGGAGAGGAGUUCGAGAAGAGGAGGCAGACAGCGUUGGCUAAGAUCGAGGAGGAGAAGGCUAAGAGGCGCAAGGCUGUCCUCAAGGCACGCGAGGAGGAGCGGAUCGAGCGCGAGAAUCAGGAGCGUAUCAGAAGGGAGAAGGAAGAAGAGGAGCAGAGGCUCGAAGAAGAACGUCUGAUGGAGGAGGAGAGACUGCGCGCAGAGGAGGAGGCCGCUCAAGCCGCUGAAGAGGCCAAGCAGCGCGAAGAGCAGGAAAAGGCACUAGCCCUUCGCAAACAGCGGGAACAGGAGCGGGAAGCCGCAAACGAAAAGGCGCGUUUGCAAGCGCAGCGCGAGGAAGAAGCCAUGGCACGGCGUGCGGCUGGACGCGUGGCGCCAGCGGCUGUUGCCACUCCCGUCGCCACCGACACCUGGAGGCGUCGCGAGUCCGCCGCACCGCCCACCCCGAUCCGGGCAUCCAUGGCCACGCCUCCACCGCGGUCGGAGAGCCCCGCUGGUCAACCAAGAGUCAGCCGACCUGCCGUCUCCAAUGGCGGCGGAUGGAGAGCGAGAGAGCAGGCUAAACAGUCUGGCGCUGCCCCUGUUCGGUCGGCAUCCCCCGCCCUUCCCAAAGACGAGCCCAAGAAGGAAGAGACUAAGGCCGACGACGACGGUUUCCAACCUGCGAAGAACGUCUGGCGUCCGUCGCGGCUGAGGGGCAAGCAGUAGUGCGAUCUUGAGGUUCUGUCUGUCUUUUGAUCCGUAUGCUUCCAUUCGCGCAUUUGCAUGUCCUCAUGUUCUGUUUUUACAUCUUGCACCAUGAAACUUUCUAUGAAUCCUCGGAUAAAUAUCUGAAAACAACGAAUGCAGUACAUAUGCGGUUUAGGUACAGUCAACACAAAACUCAAUGUCCGAUAUAGCAAACGAAUGGAUCGCAGGGGGUACAACAGGUUUAUUGCCUAUGCUCCUCUUCUUCGGCUUCU
Heterobasidion irregulare TC 32-1 is the source of this 3405-nucleotide messenger RNA. RefSeq lists its product as uncharacterized. NCBI's taxonomy places the organism in Eukaryota, Fungi, Basidiomycota, Agaricomycetes, Russulales, Bondarzewiaceae. Gene Ontology annotation, molecular function: mRNA binding; translation initiation factor activity. Gene Ontology annotation, biological process: translation reinitiation; formation of cytoplasmic translation initiation complex. Gene Ontology annotation, cellular component: multi-eIF complex; eukaryotic translation initiation factor 3 complex, eIF3m; eukaryotic translation initiation factor 3 complex, eIF3e. The coding region runs from base 128 to 3151 and encodes 1007 amino acids. The record is from RefSeq and is a predicted model, not a curated record. The transcript is spliced from 6 exons.